This is a messenger RNA of Thunnus maccoyii (southern bluefin tuna), 6387 nucleotides long. Its product is annotated as angiopoietin-related protein 7. Lineage: Eukaryota; Metazoa; Chordata; Actinopteri; Scombriformes; Scombridae. The transcript is spliced from 12 exons. The record is from RefSeq and is a predicted model, not a curated record. Bases 3651 to 4949 code for a protein of 432 amino acids.
UUUUGUCCCCCAUCACUUACAAUGGAGGUGCAUUAGGAAGGGAUCUCUUUUCGGCUGGCAACAGAAUGAUUAUGUCAAGCAAAACUGUUUCUGUGUUGAUAUGGGCACCUGAGCAGUUAUUGAUCCUGCAGCAAAUGUCUGUUGGUCUUUUUGUUUCUGCGUCUGAAUUUGUUGCUGGAGCGAAAGUACACCGUCAAAAGUAAAAGCAGUCUAUGAAACACUACAUCCUGAAAAUCAGUGAGUAUACCUAAAUAAUGAAUUAAGUGCUUUAUGCUUUAUGGUGAAAAGCUGUAAUAUGAAGUCAAAUUGGUCAUUAUGUCUUAUUCAGAAAAUGACUGAAAGCCCAUAUUGUCCAAUUAAUUAUUUCCACGACACUUGUGGUCCUCCAUACACUAGCACUAUACUUUGUAUAUGUAGUUUUCUAUUGAUGCUCAGUGAGAAUUUAAUUAAUGAUGUAAACUGCUGAAACAAGGAAGAAAGAAUAUAACUUUACUCAUCAACCUGAUAAUGAAUGACAAGUUAAAUAUUACUAAAAUAACAUGUCAUCUUUAUAUGCAAAAUAUACCUGAACUGGCUAAAUUUUAGUUUAUUUUCAGGUUUGAAGACCUUUCUGAAUUAAUUCUGCUCUUUAUGUACAGCCCCCAACUAUUUUCCAGCAGAAAAUUCUUUCCCUUCUCUUAUAAUUCUGCUUGCUUAUUUGUAGUUCAUAUAGUUACUCUGAGGCACCUCAGCAGGGAAGCUUACCAUCACUAAAGUCAAGGCUAUUAGGUAAUUAAGUUGUUACAUGGUGCCACCAUGUGGCCUUACACACAUGGUUUCUCUUUUCCUGCCUACAGCAGAAAUACCGGCCGGCACAACAACAGGGGCCAAUUAAGAUUUUUUUUUUACAUUUCUGAGAGAUUAUAUGUAAAUCUCAGUUAAUAUGUACUAACUUUACAAUGUAAUUGCAAAGUUAAACGCUGCACUGUUUCUGUGUGGUGAAAUGAACCCUAAACCUAUUUGACAGUUUUUUUCUGCAGGGCCUCUUUAAAACGUUUGUCACUGUGACAUUUGGGAACCCCAACUAUCCCAUUGUAAAGUGUGCCAAAUGUCAGAGUAUGAGUGUCAAAUUUCUUACAUUCUGACAUAUGACACACUUUUGAAUGGGGCGUUUGGAGUUCCCAAAUGUCAAACAUUUUUUCAAGUGUCACUAUGGGACUUGCCAGCCUAUGUACUUCCUAAUAGACACCUGCAAAAAAAGUAUGCGGUUUGGCAUGGAGAAAUAUCAGUUAUUGCUGGUGAGAAUCAACCCGCUGGGAAAAAAAGAUGCAAGCUGCAAAGACGGCCUCAGCAAGGAAAAGGCCUGCUGAUUGCAGACAGGUCUUCUUUACCCAGCCGUCUACACUCUCAAGGCCCCUCCAGGAGGAGCUGAUGAUGAGGCAGCUCCCACUGAAUGACUCUUCCAAAGAAGUCAAGCUGCUGCCCUGUGUGUUGCAAGAUGUAUUCUGCUAUGUCAAAUCACAUUCACAGGUUGCACAGGGUGGCGAACGUCCAGGAGAGGAAGCUCCUCCUGAACCUUGCCACAAAGCGGGUCAACAUCAAGGAUGCAGCCUGUCCAGUCUUGGGCUGCUCGUACAAGAGCACGACACUGGACAGGCACAUGAUCAAAAGCCACCCUGAGCUGAGGAAGCCAGAGAAGGAGAACUAUAUGGUAAGGUUAGGAAGGAGAGAACUAUUUCUCUCCUGGCUGCUCUGAGGCUGACUAAUCCGUCUGCCUCAAUGGUCACCACAAUAGCCCUGGAGGGGGAUGCAGUGCACAUGGGUGGGACCCCGCUGGAGGAAGAGCCCAUGUGUACUGACCCUGAGUGCCGGAGGCAGCUGGAAAGCCGGGUUUGGGCCAAUAAAAAAUUGAUGCCAAAAAACAAGAGGCUGGAGAAGGAGCUUGCCAUCCUGCAGGGAAGAUAUAAGCAACUGGCCAAAAGAAACUGCCGCCUGAUAAGGGCAGCUGGAAUGUCUACACUGCAUGCUAGGGCAGAGGACACUGGGGCUGGAGAGGAGGUGGGUCUGAGCAUGGAUGGUGCAGGUAGCCGAGAUUGAAGUGGCAGCAGAGGUGGAGGGUGGGAGUGAGGAGGCAGGGUCAAGCAUGCCGGCUUUGCCCAAAAAAGAAAAAAAAAACAUGCACCGCCUUGUGUUCUUCCACGCCACUUUCAGGUACUUGUUCAGGUUUUUUGAAGGGACUUUGCCUUUGGUGAAGAGUAUAAACUUGUUUUGUUCCUUCUCUUUGACUGCAUGCUAAAUUGCCAUCCAUAUCUGGAGCCAAGAGAACUCCAAGGCGUCCAGAAACAGUUCAGCCUCACCAAAAGACUUGUUUGUCUUGCGGUCACUUAUCUAUUAUGACACAGAGAGGUAGAGAAGGGAGAGAUCACAGGAAGAUUUGAAUAAUAUACAAUGUUUGAUUAGAUCCCCCCAACCAACAACUACAUUGUACCAAAGCAGACAUAUGUGCUAACCAUAAAAGCAAAUACUGUCAUAAAAUCUUAAGUGGAAAUUUAAUAGAACUUUGUCCAUUUGAAUGGUAUAUGAAGUCACUGUCCAAAUGGGAGCCCAGACCACCCCACCCAAAAGUGUGCCAAUUGUCAGAAUAUAAGGGUCAAAUUCUUAUAUUCUGACACUUAGAAUACAUGAAAACCGUGAGUCUCCCAGAUUUUUUGGGGCCCUGCUAGGGCGGGAAGGACUUUGUCAUUUUGGGAUCGUUUUUUCCCUUGAAGCUGAAUGGCCAGGGUUGCCAAACGUCAGAGGGUCCCUGUUUCUAAGAAGAGGGUGUGUAACACAAAAAAUGGAUAAAAUGAGUAAAUAUUCAAUUUACCAAAUUUGCGGGUAAUACGACCACCUUAUUCAUUUUACCCAUUUUUCGAGUAUUACCCCCUCCCCUUAUUCUUCAAAUGAGGAAUGUUAGAGUAAGAAAACCAUCACAUUUGUAACAUUUCUUAAUUAAUAAAUCGUUUAAAUCUGAAAAAAAGAAUCAUUCUCUGUUGAUUGAUGUAUGUAGAGAUGCAGUUUAGUGAAGAUCCUUUUUUUCUAUUUUGUGUUUUAAAGACAAUAAGUAGUAUAGUAUACAGUGUAAUUGCAAAUAGCAGAUUUGAGAAAUGUUUGCAAUUUAUAACAGUGUAUUGGAUAGUAUGGAGCUGUGAUUGGCAAUUUGAUUUCUUCAUAACAAGGAGACUGUGUAUGUUGAAGAGUCAACGUGGAGGGCAUAAAGAUGGAAAGAGCAGCUUUACCACUGUAAUAGGAUCAGCACCCCUCAUGCUCCCACUCACUUCAGUCUUCAUUACCACUAGCUUUGAGCUGGAUUAUUGUGCCUUCGUGAAUCCUCUUAGAGGUGGAUUAUGGGACUAAGAUGUCUACACCAAGAGAAAGAGAGAGAGAGUGACGGAAGGAGAGAGACAGAAGAUGAGCAUGAGGCACACAGAGUGAGAAAGAAAGCGAUACAGAUAGAGCUACAGGGAAGGAGAAGAAAAUGGAGAGAACCCCUCGGCCCGAAAUGGGCCAGGAAUGGGGUCAAAGAUUGUCUGUGACUGGGGGAGAGCCAGCAGAGCCUCUCAUGGUGAAGCACCUGAGUCCCACCCCCGCUCUCACUGACAAGGCAGGGACAGACUAACACAGUGGCAGCAAUGUCUCUCCUGUCCUUAACCAACCCUCCCGGCUGGAGCGUGUGCUCUGCUCUCUGUAUCCUCAUUGUGUUGCUCCCAGAGGCCAAAGUAGACACCACUACCAAUCAGCGCAAUGGUGGGGGUUCCCAGUGUGGGGAGUACAGUAACCAGGUGAUGGAUGAUGGGAUGUGUCGACUGGUGGCAACGCUGCCUCAGCUGGACGAGCAGAGAUGCCCUGAUAUGUUUCGCUGCACAGAUGAAGUGUCCUACUGGCUGCAGGAGAACGAGGAAAGAAAACAGCAGAUUGCAGCUUUGAAGGAGACCAUCUCUGAGCUGCAGGAGGAGCUGAGGAACCACCGGCAUCGCAUCAAAGUCCUCGAGCUGCAGAGUGAGGAGAGGACCCAUUUGAACAUCUCCUUGGAACAUCGUUUUCAUGAGUUGGAGGUGCACUACACUGAAGCCACGACCCUGCUGCAUCUACAGGGCACUCUGAUCCUAGACCUCCAGAACCAAGUCCAUAAUCUGACGCUUUUGGUGGAUAAAGUAAAAAGAAGUCCUGGGUGCUUGAUCAACAUUGUCCGUCCCAAUCCUCUAAUGAGUGCUCAAGAGGCCCUCCACCCAGAGAGUCAACAUAUGAGGAACUGUCCCAUAGACUGUGCGUCCAUCUACUACAAUGGAGUGAGGAGAUCAGGCCUCUACACAGUGGUGCCUUCGCUCGCAGGCAUGCCUGUGGAGGUCUAUUGUGAUAUGGACACAGAUGGUGGUGGCUGGACUGUGAUCCAGCGGCGAGUUGACGGCUCAGUGAGCUUUGACCGCACCUGGAGGGACUACAGGGAUGGCUUUGGUGACCUGCAUUCAGAGUUCUGGCUGGGCAAUGACCACAUACAUGAGCUGACCACCCAGGGAGACUACAACCUCCGCAUCGACCUGGAGGACUGGAGCAACAAGCACAAAUUUGCCCUCUACCAGAGCUUCAGUUUGGAAGAUGAGGAGCAUCAGUACCGUCUCCAUGUGUCAGGCUUCAGUGGCACAGUUCAGGACUCUUUUAGCUGGUACCAUGACAAGCUGGGUUUCAGUACGCCUGACAGUGGCAACAUCUGUGCCGAGAUCUCACACGGCGGGUGGUGGUACAACCAGUGUUUCUACGCCAACCUUAACGGUGUCUACUAUAGGGGAGGCCAUUACACCCCUAAAGGCCGGGGGCCGCUGGGUCCUGACGGGAUUGUUUGGUACUCCUGGAGAGAUUCUGACUAUUACUCCUUACGCAAAGUCACCAUGAUGAUCCGCCCACGCACCUUCCGAACUCGUUUGUCCCCCUGAACCAUUGUCACCAUGACAAUGGUUAGGACACAGGAACUGUAUCAUGAGCAUCUCACUGGGACACCAUAGUGAUAGUGACGUCCAGUGAUCUUUUUGUUGUCAGGAGGAAGUGAAUGUAUAGCUGUCAACAACAGCUUUUUUUGUAGUGAGUACACCUACAGUACAACGUAACCUCUGGAAAUGGCACCUCUCCUGCUAUUUUUGAACUGUGCAUGUGAAAAUGUGGCUGAUAUGCUCAAUAUUCCAACUAUUUUCUGCGUAUUUUUGGAAACACAAACUUACUGCAGAACUGCAGAGUUCCAAUUGGGACAUGGACAUUUUUCACUCAUUUGUGAGACGUUAGCUCUGGACAUUUUUCAUGUCUGUGUCAUGGGAAGUGAGUUCUUCCUUAUUUUGUACUUCUAUUUUGUACCUUUAGUUUGAUACUUUGACACUUCACACACUAUUAGCAACUUAGCCAAAAAUAAAAGGUCACAUUUGUGUGAUAUGUUGACAGAGUGAAGGGGCUUGUGGUUUCUACCAGCCACUGAGAGGUGAGACUGCUUAAUGAAUGCUCUGCAUAUGAUGUAUACUUACUGCAUGUACUAUUUAAUAUUACUCCAUUACCCUAUUUUCAUCAUUUUGAAUUUCAGCCCACUCUAAAUUGAAUUCCUUGUGUAAAUUCAUAUUAAAAUAUAAAGUGUAUUAAUGCUGUUACUGAAGUAAGUCAUGAUACAAGAACACUGAACUGUAUUCGAUAUGACCCCAAAGUGUUGUGUGAGGACUGUGUAUACAUACAUAUGUGCUGUACAAUAAACACUAUAUAUACCAUGUAUCACAUAGGACACCAUUUCAUACGGAGAGAAUGCACAAACUUCAACAAAAGGAUAUUUGUUGCAAAGUUGUUAUUUACAUUCUUCACACAGGGGCUCAUACAAACCUUUAACUGGCAGAUGUUGACCAGAGGUGAAGUCAAUAGGCCAAAUGAUACAGAAAACAGACCACAGCAUUGCAAUUGGUUGACUUUUAACUCUUACACAACCAGAAAAUAAAAUUACCAUUGUUUUACAAGAUUUUUAUAGAUGGUAUGAGUUGUUUUUAUUGCAUAAGAAAAUUUAAACAGUGCAAUCCACAUCAUGAUUUGAUUGAAAGUAGCGCAACUAACCCUGAACACAACAGUACAAAAACUGAAAGACAUUAUAGUGUUUGGUCUGUCUAGUGUUUAAGUUCUCUCCGCCUAACUACUUUAUGUGGGCUACACAUCCAGCUGCACCUGAUGCAAGCGAGAGCUGAAUGUGGGGUAAAAGGGCUCUUUCACUUCCUCCACUACAAGACUGCACAAACACACUCUUUGACCCUUCGCACAGGCUGCCGACUCAUUCUCAUUCCUAUCCAUCUCUACGCAAGAAUCUGCUUAAGCGAAUAAGGGCUUUACUGUGAGUGAAUCAGAGAGUGCGUA